AGAUAGCAACUUCAAAUCAAAUCAAAACCACAACUACUUUUUACUUUCAACCUUCAAAUAAUACUACAUUCAAAAUGACUGGAGAAUCUACUGUACAAAAGGUCAAGGAGGUCCUUCACAUCGGUUCCCACAAGGACAAGGACCAUACCACCUCUAGCACAACACACAACACCACCGGUACUACUGGCACACAUGUUCCAGGUACCACCCACAACACCACCGGCACUACUGGUACACACGUUCCAGGCACCACUCACAACACCACCGGUACUACUGGCACCCACGUUCCAGGUACUACCCACAACACGACCGGCACUACUGGUACACACGUUCCAGGUACCACUCACAACACUACCGGUACCACUGGCACCCACAUCCCAGGCACAACACACACUGGUCAUGCUGAGGGUUCUCACGGACCUCACAGCUCCGCUGCUGCCAAUGCCGUUGAUCCAAGAGUCGACUCUGAUCUAGACGGAAACCGUCUUCCAAACAAGACCUCUGCUGGUUAUGGUACUCAAGAUGCAGCCUAUGGCACAACUGGUACUCACACUGGCACCCACACUGGUGCACAUGUCCCAGGCACUACUGGCCACCAAGCUUAUGGACACACUGGAACAACCGGCACCACCGGCACCCAUAUUCCAGGUACAACUCACACUGGACACUCUGAGGGCUCCCAUGGACCUCACAGCUCCGCUGCUGCCAAUGCCGUUGAUCCAAGAGUCGACUCUGACUUAGAUGGAAACCGUCUUCCUAACAAGACUUCCGCUGGUUACGGUACUCAAGAUACUUACGGCAGUGGUCUUACUGGUACUCACCACCAAGGUACAACCGCUGGCAACACUGUCGGAGGAACUGGUUUCGGUGGAGGAAUUUCCCACAGCACCAAUGCUGGCCCUCACAACUCAAACAUUGCCAACACUGCCGACCCAAGAGUCGACAGCGACUUGAGCAGCACUGGUAACCGCCAUGGAGCUUCCACUGGACACUCUGCAUUCGGUGUUUCCGGCUCCCACGCCACUCCCGGCUCAGGAACUGCUCAGAACACUGCUGGUCCACACAACAGCGAUAUGUUGAACAAGGCUGAUCCAAGAGUUGAUGCUGAUCUUGAUGGUUCCAAGACGUUGGGAGGAAACAAGACCUACCAAUAAACCACAUGUACAAUGGUACCCAUGCUGAACGCGGCAUGAAUUUGCGAUACCCGAGGAUUGGGCAUACCCGCGUAAAUGGGGGAGCUUCUAUUAUCUUCACACGAUUGUCAGUUUAGGCUUUGGGUUUUCUUUUAUCUGCAUAUGAUGGAUGGA
This is a messenger RNA of Botrytis fragariae, 1307 nucleotides long. RefSeq names its product putative cell surface protein. Lineage: Eukaryota; Fungi; Ascomycota; Leotiomycetes; Helotiales; Sclerotiniaceae. The transcript is spliced from 3 exons. Bases 75 to 1154 code for a protein of 359 amino acids. The record is from RefSeq and is a predicted model, not a curated record.